AUGACAACAUCAGGCGCCGCGAUUGAUUACUACUCAUAUAAGGUCCCGCAGCUCAAGGAACUUUGCAAAGAGCGCGGGUUGUCUGGCUUCUGGACUCUCAACAAAGCCGCGAUCAUUCAGAAACUUCGAGACGCUGAGGCAGCCGCUGAACCCUUCUCGAAAGUCCCGAAGGUUGGCAACGCGAAUCGUCGGGCCCCACAGCACGACACUGCAGCAUCAUCGUCCGGCGCUCAGAGGAAGCACAAGGGGGCCGCAGCAACUACAGGUAACGCCCACACACCUAGCACAACGCUUACGGACGCGCAUACAUCCACACUCCAUGGGCCGGAUGGUGCAAGGUCGAGCGAGGGAGCGAACAACUCCAGCAUUGCAACUUCUGUAUCUCUCCCUGGCCCUACGACGCUUACACUCACCCUGAUGCCCUCGCACAUCGCUCAUGCUGGCGGUUCCUCUGGCUUUACUGGCACCUUUCUGGAUGGCGCUACUGUCUUGACUGCUACAGCAACGUCAAUCACUGAUCCACCAAAUGUUUCAGAAGGUCUAGAGUCCUCGCGGACUGAAGGCGUCUCAGCAGGGGCUCCGUCAAUCUCAGGUGCUCCGCGAGCUGCCGAGAGGAAACCUCGUAAACGACCUUUGGACCAGUCUGUUAAUAAACCUGCUACGUUGCAUAAGAAGAAGAAAAUCGACACUAAUCAAUCUCGAUCCCCGGCGACAUCGGCGAUUCACAACCAGCCAGUCGAUAGCAUGCCCCCAACUGACUCGCGCCAGGGUAUCGAUCCGCCCCCGAUUGCUGCGUCUGCCGCAAUCAUCCAGUGUCUACCGUCCAUGGUUCGCCGGCCUGCUGAACGCGUGAGGUAUUUCAAGGUUCCAGAGUUACCAAACAAAGUCACCAUCGGUGAUAGGGCCGUUGCUGUCAAUGUUGGUUCUUCCACGACUCCUGCUUCUGCUCGUGCCCCAGCCCCAGCCCCAGCUCCCGUACCUGCUCAUCCUCCAGCUCCAGAGCCAGCACCAGCAUCUGCCCGCGCUCCUGCUGCUGCUGCUGCUCGCGCGCGUACUCCCGCUCGUGCUCCCGCGCCUGCUUCUGCACUGGUUCCGGCUUCGAAUCUGACAUCUGCAUCGGUCACCAAACCACUCGAAUCCGGAUCAGCCAAGACGGCUUCAUGGCGGCGGUUCAAGCCGAUAGUUCCGAAACGGCCAGGUCCCGGCUUGGAACUGACUGCUGGCAACUAUGUCGCUACCCAGCAGAAUCGUGUACCUUCUACCAUCUUAAAUCUGAGUUACCCCGAUCUUCCUCCAGCACCACCGCCGCCGGCACUCGUCAAUAUUACGCUACCGCCGAAGCUUGCUCAACGCAGGUCGAUCGAUCGGUGGUCUAUUAUCCUCAGCGGCCUCUCCGACACAGAGAGGGCGAAGUGCACGCAUGUCUCGAGGGUGUUUCGAUACGCAGUAUACCUGUCUGCAGUCGCCAUCCUCGAGCGCGAGUGCGCGGGGAGACGGCUCGCUAGCGUCGCGGCAUGCUGCCAGCGGAGCCGGACCAAUAUGUGGCCGUACCUGCGCCAACGUCGCAGAGAGGCCGCGGCUGCGAGAGCCGUCUUUGAUAACUCGUUCUUGGGCACGAACGUGUUUAAGGGUGGGCGACCCAUCGCAAAGAGGCUCUGGACGAGCCCGGAUUACGAGAGGCAGGCCAGCGUCGCGCUUCGUUUCGUGUUGUCGAGAGUGUGGUUUCAUAUUUGCAUCGGCGAAUGGGGAGGCGAUGAAGAUGCAGCCCAAGCUAUGAGGCCGUGGAUGGACGAAAUGGUUGUGGACGUUCAGCCCGUCGUGAAGGGCGCGGUAUGGUCCGUGACCGUCCUGCUGAAGAAGACGGGGGAGACGAGGACCUGUUACGUCCUCGAGGCUACUGCAGAACUAAUCGGGCGACCCGAAGAUCCUUAUCCGCAGCAAGACUCGCAGUUUCCGGUGCGGGAGGAUUGGUUUGCUUACGUCCAGGAGAUGCUGCGGGACCUGCCAGAGGAAGGAGAGAGGCCGCGAGCGGCGCUCUUGGACCGAUUGGCGUGGCAACACACGGCGGAAUACGACAGAGGCGUGAGCCGGUUGUGGCUCGUGCGCGUGGGUCGGGAAGGCGCCGUUGGCGAGGCGAAGAGGCAGGUCGCGGAGCGGUAUAUCCUCGCCAGCGUCGUUGGGAACGGGUACGUCAAUUUCCUGGCCAUAUAUCGUCUCAUCAGGGCUGACUCGGAUUCGCUGCACUCGCUGGAAAAAAGAUUGAGCGGAAGGUGGAUGUCGAACAUCGAGAUGGCGCAGGAGUCCGCGUCUUUGUCCUCCGCUGCGGCUUUGAAACAUUCGCGUGCAAAGGUCAUGCCAAGGGUCAACCUGUUUCUCCCCGCGCAGCAUCACGUUGAAUCCGUGCAUUUCACCGCUUCGCGCGGUGGUGGGAAUCUGCACCCAGCCCUCGCGGUGGUGCAGGCGAUGGCGAGGGAAGUAUUCGUACUCAGGGACAACGGAAUGACCGUGGGGUGCGAGGGCGCCGAGGGGGAGGGGGAGGAGGGCGUCGCGCGCAUAUGGAGGGCGGUGUUGGGGUGUGAUUCGAGAGGGCUCGCGAUUUGA
Punctularia strigosozonata HHB-11173 SS5 is the source of this 2601-nucleotide messenger RNA. RefSeq lists its product as uncharacterized. The transcript is spliced from 3 exons. The coding region runs from base 1 to 2601 and encodes 866 amino acids. Lineage: Eukaryota; Fungi; Basidiomycota; Agaricomycetes; Corticiales; Punctulariaceae. The record is from RefSeq and is a predicted model, not a curated record.